Molecule: messenger RNA, 2328 nt
Organism: Phytophthora sojae
Lineage: Eukaryota; Oomycota; Peronosporomycetes; Peronosporales; Peronosporaceae
Product: family 3 glycoside hydrolase
Exons: 2
Coding region: 1-2328 (775 amino acids)
Biological process (GO): glucan catabolic process
Molecular function (GO): beta-glucosidase activity
Source: RefSeq, a predicted model, not a curated record
AUGUCGAGGCUGCUGCUCUUCGUGCUGGUCGCGUUGGCUUCGUUUGCCGCCUUCACCGCUGCGAAUGACAACCUGCAUAUCCAGACUCGAGUUGAAGACAUGAUGUCGUCCAUGGACUUGGACGCGAUGCUGGGUCAGAUGGCUCAGCUAGAUGUGAGCACGAUCCUGCAUCCGAACCGCACGCUGAAUCGCGCUAUCGUGCACGAACACGCGCGGCUCAACGUCGGGUCGUACCUGAACACCCCCGGAGCUGAGCUGAACGACUCGAACGCCAACUCCACGCGCAACUUUUCCCCGCAAGAAUGGCGCGAGCUCAUCACGGAGAUCCAGGACAUCUACGCUUCACAUGGUAGCGACCCGAUCCUGUACGGUCUCGACUCGGUUCAUGGUGCAAACUACGUUCGUGGAGCGGUCCUCUUCGGUCAACAGCUCAACGCCGCAGCGACGUUCAACCAGGACUUAGUGUACGACAUGGGCCGCAUCACAGCGAGAGACACUGGAGCGGCAGGAAUUCCCUGGCUGUUUGCUCCCAUCCUUGAGAUCUCGCAGAAUCCGCUCUGGGCACGGACGUUCGAGACCUUCGGCGAAGACCCUCACUUGGUGUCCAUCAUGGCCGACGCCAUCGUACGCGGAAUCCAGAGCAACGGCACCACGGCAGCCUGUAUGAAGCACAUCAUCGCCUACUCCAAGACACCAUCGGGCCACGACCGCGCGGGGGUCACCGUCGGUGACUACGAGCUGCUCAACCACUUCGCGCCUUCGUUCAUGGCCGCCAUCAAAGCAGGUGCCAUUUCGGCCAUGGAGAGCUACAUCUCCAUCAACGGCAUGCCGGUCGUCGCCAACACGAAAAUCCUCCGGGACUUGGUGCGCCACGACAUGGGCUUCCAAGGCCUCAUCGUGACCGACUACGCCGAGAUCCACAACCUCCACGUUUGGCACCGCAUUGCCAAGACCGAUCAAGACGCGGUGCGGAUGGCGCUGACCAAUGCGCCGCUGGACAUGAGCAUGGUGCCGUACAACACGACCUUCAUCGACAUGGCUCGCGUGACCGUCGAGCAGAACCCGGCGCUGCUGGAUCGAGUGAAGGACUCCGUCCGUCGCAUCCUCACGACCAAGGUGAAGCUUGGUCUGUACGAGAACGCCUUACCUGGGACUGAGAACGAUAUCGCUCUGGUCGGGCAAAACGAGAGUCGCCAAGCUGCGCUGGAGCUGGCGCGUGAAUCCAUCGUCCUACUCAAGAACGAAGACGGACUUCUUCCUCUCAGCCCAGACAGCGAUGUGUUCCUGACGGGUCACGCUGCCGACAACGUGGGUCUGCUGUGUGGUGGAUGGUCUCUUCGUUGGCAAGGUGUGUCCGGCAACAGCCUCUUCCCGCACGGUGUCUCCCUCCGGCAAGGUAUCGCCAACGUGCUGAGCACGAGCUCCGGUUCAGUUCAGUACGCCAACACGCUUCACCCGAACGGCUCGUACUCGUCCGCUGCGCUUCAGACCAUCAAGAACAGAGCAGCACAGGCCGAGUACACGAUCGUCGCCAUUGGUGAAGGACAGUACGCAGAGAAACCUGGUGACCUGGACGACUUGAAUCUGCCUCGUGGUCAAGUCGACUAUGUCCGUGAAAUCGCAGCCACGGGGACGAAGGUGAUUCUCGUCCUAGCUGAAGGCCGCCCGCGUCUGCUUCAGGGCCUCGCUGAUGUCGCUCAUGCCGUGGUGUACGCGAUGCUACCUGGUGAGCUUGGUGGCCAGGCGCUGGCGGAGAUCCUCUUCGGACGCGUUAAUCCCAGUGGCCGACUCCCCAUCACGUACCCGAAGGCUUCAGGUAACAUCGGGAUCCCGUACAACCACCUCGUGAGUACGCGCUGCCGUGACGAAGGACCGUGCGAAAUGGAGUGGGAUUUCGGUCAUGGCUUGAGCUAUUCCGUGUUCGAGUACGGGAACGUGUCGUUGAGCAAGAGCUCCUUUUGCGAUAGCGACGAUGCCUCCCUUGGGGUGAGCGUGACCGUCACGAACAUCGGAGCGAUGGCAGGCAAGGAGACGGUGAUGCUCUUCCUCAUCCAGCCCUACCGCGCGAUCUCGGUGCCUGAAGUCAAACAACUCAAGAAGUUCUCCAAGAUCCACCUGCAGCCAGGAGAGAGCCGAGAGGUUUCUUUCACGCUCACGCGUGAGGACUGGGGCGUGUUUGACCCGCAGAUCGGCUCCGGAUUCCACUGUGUCGUCGAGCCUGGUAAGUACUUCAUUGCGGUGAAGCCCGAGACGGACUGCAACGUCUACGACGAGAGCGGCGCGAAGACGAGUGGCCAGUGUGCACAGUUCACGAUCCAAGACAACUAG